UAUGCAUUCACAAGAAGUUGGUAGCUUCGAAAUCCGAUGGCAAAGGCAAAGACACAGCAAGUACUAACAAUGCCUACACGUCUACCUCAAUAUGUAUCGCUUCGCCGGGUCGAAAUUUCGAAUCCCUCGAUGUGGACCACAAAAUGCGCCACCAUUCCUUCACUUUCAAUUUCUGCCUCUGCUCCUCUGCGCUACGCGUCGUUUCGCUGCAGCUCCACCUCCACCAAUUUGCCCUCUUCACCCAAAAUCUUCGUUAAAGGACUUCCUCUCUCAACCUCCGAAGGACGCUUGAUGAAGGUGUUUUCAGAGUUUGGUGAAGUUACUCUUGUCCAGCUUCCAAUAGAUAAAGAAUCAAGUCAGUCUUUAGGAUUUGCAUUUAUUUCGUUUGCCAAGGAAGAGUCUGCACAAUUGGCUGUGCAAGAGAUGAAUGGAAAGGUUUUGUGGUGCAGUUUUUUGAUGGCAGGUUUAUUUAUGUUACAAUUGCAAAGCCUAGAUCAUCAAAAAGUUCAAAGAGGACAACGGCCUACAAAUUUUAAUCGUAUGAGCAGUGGCCAAUAGCAUCUUUUUCUUUCCCCAAAAACAAAGGAAAAGUUGUUCUAGCAAUUUUAUAUAACUUUGUCAGUGCCAUGAAACUUUUCCACUGUCUUGUUGAAUCUUGGCGUUUAAGGACUCUAUGAAUUCCUUGAUAUGGAGGGGCUAAACAAUAUUCUAUCCUUGUGAGGUGUCUAAAGUUCAAUGGUAUGCAUUGUAUUCCUUAGCGUCAGAGUUGAGAGACCACUUGAUUUGCAGAGUAAUUAAACAUUUUAUCACAAAAAGCAUCAUUUAUGUAUGAGUUAAUACAUAGUGAAGUUUUUUUAUAACUCAAACCACAUUGCUUGGAAGCUAGUCAUCAAGAACAAGCUGCUUUUAUAGCUGUCGUGACCACACUCAAGGCUCUGGAUAUGGGACCUCAGUGAUCGGCCAGUGGAAUUGCAAGUAAUGAUUAGAUCAAUACUGUACUGAAGAAGAUUCACACGUUGAAGGCCCGGUCUUCCAAAAGACUGAAAUGUAAAAGCAUAUAUAAGGCAUAUAUGCCUGGAAGGAGUGGCAGUAUUGGAGGGAGUUUGAAGAGCUUAUUGUAUUACCAAGAAGAAACAUGCCACCCUUAUAUUUGGAUUCAUGACACAGGAUGGCUAAGCAGCAGUAUAUUAGCCUCGAGGAUUCUUCCGAGAUCAAAAUCUUCUGGGAUCAACAGAUAUAUAUCGGUUAGUAAGAGCACGACGCCAGAUUUCUGCUGAAUUUAAAAGCUUAUUUUUCAGGUUUGUUUGUCAUGAAUUAGAAAUUGAAGUUCUAUUUCUUGCUUUUUAUUUAAUUAUGGCUUUCUUCCACCCCCUUUCCCAUAUUCAUGUGUUGUGCUAACAUAAGAAUGAAUUUCCUGAUCAUAAUUGAUAUGGUUUUUGUCAUGGUAUAAUUUUUAUUUUAAACAAACUCAAGUAUAAUAUCUUAAGUAUUAUUGAUACCAAUCUUCAAUAUAA
This is a messenger RNA of Cajanus cajan (pigeon pea), 1514 nucleotides long. Its product is annotated as RNA-binding (RRM/RBD/RNP motifs) family protein. The record is from RefSeq and is a predicted model, not a curated record. Gene Ontology annotation, molecular function: RNA binding. Lineage: Eukaryota; Viridiplantae; Streptophyta; Magnoliopsida; Fabales; Fabaceae. Gene Ontology annotation, cellular component: U2 snRNP; precatalytic spliceosome; catalytic step 2 spliceosome. Gene Ontology annotation, biological process: mRNA splicing, via spliceosome.